Rhipicephalus microplus (southern cattle tick) is the source of this 6321-nucleotide messenger RNA. RefSeq names its product phosphatidylinositol 4-phosphate 3-kinase C2 domain-containing subunit beta-like. Lineage: Eukaryota; Metazoa; Arthropoda; Arachnida; Ixodida; Ixodidae. Gene Ontology annotation, biological process: phosphatidylinositol-3-phosphate biosynthetic process; phosphatidylinositol 3-kinase/protein kinase B signal transduction; cell migration. Gene Ontology annotation, cellular component: cytoplasm; plasma membrane; phosphatidylinositol 3-kinase complex. Gene Ontology annotation, molecular function: phosphatidylinositol binding; 1-phosphatidylinositol-4-phosphate 3-kinase activity; 1-phosphatidylinositol-3-kinase activity. The record is from RefSeq and is a predicted model, not a curated record.
CGGCGGUUCAAAGUGACGCCGAGAUUUCGCGCCAUCAUGAGCCUAAUCCCGGAAGUUCCGGCCACUCCUUCGCACCGCUUCCGGUUCAUUCCGGGCCGGCUCAUCCGGAAGCGGCCGAACCACCACAGCCGGAAGCUGCUCGAGAAGCUCGAGAAGCUCGUUGUGCAGGUGAAGCCAGACGACAGCCCGUACGCCGGUCUUCUUAUCAGCCCGACGUUACAGAACAACUCCGACGAAACAUUUGACGUGAAGCUCAAGAUAUUCGCCGAGGAUCUUCACAAGCCAGUGUCGUUCUCGUGUCCCGCCGCUACUCGAGUCGGCUACCUGGUCGACAGCCUGAAACCUUUCCUGGGAGACUCUAAAGGCUCGUUCGUCUUCAAGGUGACGGGCCUGGACGAGUACCUCUCCAACGAAACCGUUCUUAGCGACUACGAGUACAUCUGCGCCUGUCGCCGACUCGGCAAAACAGCGUGGCUUACUUUGGUCAGCCUAGAUGCCGUGCAGCGACCGUGGACGCUUGUGACUUGCGACGAGUGCGACUUGGACGUCGGUGGUGGCGGCGCCGAGUCCGAAAACUUGAUCGGCUACGAAGACGUCAAGGAACGAGUAAUCAAUUUCGAGAACUCUGCAGAACGAUUGAUCGCGGAAGCCGAGAAGUCGUCGACGUCCGCAGUGGGGAACGGGGAAGGGGGCCUCCUGGCGUCUGCUGAUGAAGUCAGGAGGGCCGUAAUAGAUCUGUGUGUGCUGCUGGGAGAGACGGAAACUGAUGAAGUGCAUAGGUCAACCAUGGACUUGGUAAAAUUCUUACGCGAAAUUGUUUACGACAACAGAGACGCAGCGGACGCCACGAAGAAGGCCUUCCUGGUCGGCCGCUUCGUCGAGGACAUCGGAAUGGCGUUGGCAAGAUUUCUGGACAUGCACUCGGAGAGGCGCCUCGUUGAGUUCGCGGUGGAUUACCUCGAUGAUCGGUUGUACCGAAGGGCAAGCCAUGAUUACGUUGCCGAUAGCAACGAGCUCUUCGGACCACGGAUCGAGAUGGCGACGCAGCUUCAAAAAUGGUGGCUCCAAGAGUACGAGACUUUCACGGUAGAUUGUGCGCUCACGUACGGCGAACGCCUUCUCAGCCACAAGGCGACGCGCAAGGUGUGUGUGACCCAAAAGUUAUUCCAGUGCAUCAACUUCGACGAGCGGGUAGUCUUCAAGAACGCGGCGAUACGUUCACUGCCCCGCGAGACGAAACUGUACAUGACUCUAAUAGGCCACCGAGAAGGCGUGGACCAGGUGCUCGGAUGGACCGCGUUGAACGUCUUCGCUGACAGGGAACACUUCAAUGGCGGCGAGUUCCUUUUGGGUCUGUGGUCGGCCGAUACAGUGUCGCCGCGCGGACCAGCCUGCGCCAGUGAGAGGGACAAAGGUUACCUGCACGUCAGCUUGCCUUACGUAAGAAAUCCUGCCGCGCUUUCAAAAUCAAUUUCGCGCGAGCCUCAGGAAGCAAUAAAGAAACCCUUCCAGAGUCUCAGUGCGAGCAUACAAAGGACUCUGCUCGACCUGACGGUGAAUGACGUGUCUCAAUCACUGCCCCAGACCGUUCGCGACAUGGUAUGGCACUACCGUCAUUACCUGUGCGACUUUCCGAGCCUGCUUCCGCACUUACUGCGGCACCCUGCCUGCUGGAACGCCGCCAACAUCGACGAGACGUACAUGCUGGUGCGAGCUUGGUGUCCACUUAGCCCAGAGGAGGCGCUCACGCUUCUCUCCGCAACAUUCCCUGACAGCCUGGUUCGCAAGUACGCCGUACGAUCCCUGCAAAGCGUCGGCAGUGACGAGCUGUCCCUCUACUUGGCUCAGUUGGUCGAAUCCCUGAGAUUCCAAACCUGGGACGAUUCGUUCUUGGCUGUCUUCUUGCUACAAAGGGCACGACAGAGUGUUCGGCUCGCGCACCAGCUUUACUGGUGGCUCACGGGGAUGAUAAACGAGCCACUGAUGCGGCACAGGGCGCUGGUCAUGCGCAAGGCGCUGUUUUUUAUCGCCGGAGAGAAGGUGUCGGCCAGCUUACUAACGCAAGUCAUAAUCGACGACAUGCUCGCAGAGGCAGCUCACAAUAUCAAAGAUGCCACUGACAGCCAGAAGCAGGAAGUGAUGCGCCGAGACCUAACCAAGUUAAACGAAUCCUUGAAGACCCUCAAAUUGCGGCUACCUCUAGAUCCCGCAAUAAGCGUCGAGUCCAUCGACAUUGACACAUGUUGCAUAUUUCCCUCAAAGACCUUGCCCUUCAAGCUCGUCUUCAGGUCGUCCGAAGAAGCAGCAGAAAAGAUUGAGGUCAUCUACAAGGCGGGUGACGACCUGCGCCAGGACAUGCUCAUACUCAGCGUCAUCCGGCUCAUGGACAAACUGUGGCUGGAGAGCGGCAUGGACUUGAAGAUGCUCACUUUCAAGUGCAUCGCGACGGGCGAAAAUUGUGGUUUCGUAGAAGCCGUUCGCGACGUUUCCACGCUCCGGGCCAUCCAGAUGGCGCACUCUGGCGUCACGGGGGCCUUCAACAACCGCACCAUUACUGACUGGUUCUGGAAGCACAACCAGUCUCGCGCCCAGUACCAGGCGGCGGUGGACAACUUUAUCAAGUCUUGCGCUGGUUGCUGCGUGGCCACGUACGUUCUCGGUGUCGGUGACAGGCAUAACGACAACAUCCUCCUAUCUACCACGGGUCACAUGCUGCACAUCGACUUCUCCAAAGUUCUGGGGCGUGCCGAGACACUGGGAGGAAUCAAGAGGGACCGAGCUCCGGUCGCGCUCACGCCGGACAUGGUGUACGUCAUACGCCGGAACGCGGGAGAGGCACACUUCGUGCGCCUCUGCUGCGACGCCUACAACGUGAUCCGUCGAAACUCGAACCUCCUGCUGGCGCUCUUCAGCAUCAUGAAGUACUCGGGAAUGGUCGACGUCGACCGCAACGCGCUCGCCUACCUGCACCAAUCUAUGUCGCUCGACGCGACCGACGAACAGGCGGCGAGGCACUUCGAGAAGCGGAUACGCGAGAGCGUCAUGACCAUAGCGACCAGCUUCAACUUCUUCAUCCACAACCUGGCAGUGCUCGGGGCGCCCACGAAGGGUGAGUGCACGCUGAAGUUGUCCUUCAACCCGCGCGACUUCAGCGUCGCCGCCGAAGGGCGCAUAGUGAAGCUUCGCGUCGAAGGGAUUCGACUCCGCUACCAUCCCGAGCGAUACUACGUGUACGUGGUGGCGGUGGCGCGCGAGUUCCCGCCGACGCAGUCGGUGGUGCGCACGUACAAGCAGUUCCUCGAACUGUACAGCAAGAUGUGCAAGAAGUUUCCCGAGUGCGACUUCUGCCCGCUGUCCAGGGGCACGGUGUUCAGCUCCGAGAGCGACGAGUCACUGGCCCUGCGGCGCAAGCGCUACAUUCAGGAAUUCCUCGACUCAGUCAUGGCGCUGCCGGACGAAGUGGCCCACUACAGGCUCAUGUACAGCUUCUUCCACCCGCUUCCACGAGACCUGGAACUGAGGGGCAAGGUGCCCAUCACGAUAGCCAUGUGAACGAUGUGCGCGCAUGCAUGCGUGAAAGGCCAUGCCGUUUCGGCCAGACUGCGGCGUUCUGGACCCAGAACGUGAUAUAGUAUGCGACGCGUAUGUGUGCGAGCGCAAAUGUCCUUAGGCAAUCUUGUAUAUGUACAGUACGAAACUGAGUCUGCAGUUCAGAGAGUAUGUACAAUGUAAAGCUGCAGAAUGUGGACCUAUAGUCAAGAGACGCUUCGGAUGUGCAAGGUACGCGACAGCUGUGUGUACUAAAACGUAGGUUCACGCUAAACAGGUCAAUUGUUGCAGGUCAACUGGUCAAUCGUCAACCGGUUGUUAUUGACAUCUACGCUGCUACUCGCUAAAAACUGUUAUGCUGUCAUGUAUAUAUUGUUCAACAAGGUGCUAAAUGAGCAGUAUUCAGCGAUAGGACAGGACAUAAGGAAAAACUGUGUACAUAGUUGUUUACUCUAGUCGGGUCUUGUUCAUCGUGAAAACGAAAUUAUAUUAGACAAAAUAUUUACCAACUCUACGUAGGCAUGGCACGAACUGACGGAUACAGUCCCGUACACAUUACUUCGCUGAAAGGCAAAUUCUCUUCAAACGUUGCAAACAUUCGUGAUGAUAUACACAUAGAUAUGAUUUAUGCGAGAGGCGUAUUACGCCGUCUAUUGACGAACAACGAGUUGUUGGAGAGAUCUUUGUCUUUCGGCGGACUUAAAGUGAGUCCAAAUACGUCGGGAAUGACCGCAUUCGUAAAUGAAGAGGUGCCGUUAAAAGGGUUGAUAGGUGAACCGUUUGGUGUAAAUUCAUUAUCAAAACUUGGCAGUGCAAACAAAGUGGACAGAGAGAGAUAGUUGGGCAUAAAGGUUUUGUUAUAGCUUGCUCGGUGAAAUGAACCAAAGCGGCGAGAACGACAUCAGUAGCAUAUAUCGCGCGUACGUAAUGUAUAGUCGCGACAGAAAACAAUUAUCACAAUGACCACAGAAGCCAAGUCGUGACUAGCACUGAAAUUCGGUCUUUACGAUAGUCAUCAUUUUGACAGCCACUCCCGCUUUAACAGGUGGUGCCUGCUACCUGUUCUUGUCAUUCCCGGAAACAAGACGACCAAUGUCGCGCGAUCUUCCCGCUGCGAUAUUGGCUACUUGUGCGAUCUUUUUUUUUCUAUCGCGACUAUACCGAUACAAAUAUGCUUGUGGCAUACGCAACAACUCCUUUAUAAGGCCAGGGUAAAUUCACUGUCAUUUCCUGACACUGCAGAAACGUAAUUUGGGCCCGUAAAGAGCAACAAAAGCACCUUAAGUAAAAAAAGUUGAAAGAGAGUAUUACAGCGCAGCAGUUAUGGUCGAGGCAUGUCUUGUGUCGUGGAUGGACAAUAAUCAUCAUCAUUAACGAGCAUGCACUCAAUUACCGCGCAAACACUCAGUACAAUUACGUAAGACACCUAAUCGGUGCUCACCACCCCUUUGUUACCUUGUUAAAUUAGUAAAUAAGUGUGGAGGGAAGCAGGAUUUCCCUAAUUUAUGUGGAGCAUUCGGACAAUGGGAAAUUUACAACACAGCUGUCACGAUCGAAGUCUGCUUGCAGGCAUAAAAGAAAGAAAUAGAAAGACAAACUAAAAAGAUAAAGAUAAAAAAGAGAGAGUAAGCGUAGUGUUUCAUAAUAAGCGCGGGGGGCGGAGGGUGAACAAACGAGUGAGCGAGUAAAAGCCUUGCCAAGUAGUCAGCAGCAGCUAGAUGUCAGCACUUCUGCGAUCCAGCCUUGAACGACUUGUAAGCUGCGCCAAUUUUUCACUCAGUCACGACGCACGACUUAUCAUAAGCGAAGCCAGCUAGCCAAAUGGGAAAUGCUUUAUGAAUUCGGCCCGCGAGCUAGCACCAUUAGUGAAGUCCAUGCGCGGCGUAUUUACUCCAGGGCAUCGCUUCUGCAACACCACUGUUGCGACCGACAAAGACACAAACGUAAAAAAAAACGCCAUCCCCGACAACGUAAAGGGACACGACGUGCUUUAAAACACAGUAUUAAGCUCACCGGAGACUAAAUGAAUUACAAGUGGACGUCUGUUCUAACCACAUCAGUGAGCGCGGUACAAAGCGGCGUGUCGAUUCGCCGUGCGGCGUUGAAACGCUGACGCCCACAACCACGGGAAGGCGAGUUAGAGACCUCGGGUUGGAGGUCACAUCAGUUGGCCAAGCGGCGCCGAACUAUGGGCUCCAUUGUGUAGAAAGUGAUGCAAUCGCCGUUGCGCGGCGCACCGUCCCCACGUCGUGAGAAGUCGGCAACGUGCGGCGGGGGCUUGUGUGACAGCCAAUGGUAUCGGACAUUGUGGAAUUGACGAUAGCUACAGCGCUAGAAGAGAACUACUACAUAGAGAACAGAACGACGCUUUUUGUCGUCGUUCUUUUCUCGCGCUAUAACUAUCGUCAUGUCAUUCGAACUAGCCCAAACUGCCACACUUUUGAGUUACAUGUGGAAUUGAGAUGAGAAGAUUGCUCUCUGGAUGCACGACGUGUCUUUUUUUUUAUCAUCGAACAAUGAAAAAACAGGCUAGACUUCGUUGUUAUAUGCACGACGAUGGACAAAUGCGAAAUAUUUUUGUUCCUGAUGUAAAUUCGAUGUAUAUUAUAUUGCUCUUAACUAACUAUGAUGUAAUUUUUUCUCGCUUCUAUAGUGUCUCUCAUUGUAACAUAUAAAUGACUACAAUGCCAACAACGAAAAAAUUACAUAUCUAUACCAACCACAAACACCACAUGUCAUUAAACUUUGUUGACAUUGGUUUCCUGUUCAUCA